Molecule: messenger RNA, 810 nt
Organism: Monomorium pharaonis (pharaoh ant)
Lineage: Eukaryota; Metazoa; Arthropoda; Insecta; Hymenoptera; Formicidae
Product: dynein regulatory complex protein 8-like
Exons: 5
Coding region: 64-603 (179 amino acids)
Molecular function (GO): calcium ion binding
Source: RefSeq, a predicted model, not a curated record
AAUUUAUUUAUGCAUAAUUAAACCAAUAAAAAUUUUGUUUACGUUAUUGUGACAUCUUCUCAAAUGCGUCCAUCAAUUAUAUCGCCCGGAAGAAAGAGUACCCUUGAAAGACGGUUAACUUUACGAAGAGAAACUCAAAAAUUGCCUAUUGUUGAACCAUCAUUAUUAGAAAGAAGGCUUUACGAAGCGUUUGAUGUGUUUGAUAAUGCAAGGAGUGGAGAGGUAGAUGUUAGGGAUUUGGGAACUAUAAUUAGAGCAUUAGGGUGUGUCAUUACAGAAGCAGAGUUACAAGAAAUACAAGUAGAAGUUGAAGAUGUCGAAAAUAAUUGCGUGCCAUUAAACAGAUUUGUAGAAUACAUGAGCAAAGCAAUCAAUGAACGCAAAUUCAAACCAGCAGAACCAGAAGAGUUAUUGAAAUCGUUUCAAUUAUUAGAUCCUGAAAAUCGCGGAUAUAUCAUGAAAGAGGAUUUAGAGAAAUCAAUUAUGGAAAUUGGAGAGCCAUUUACAAAAGAAGAAGUGGCCGAUAUGAUGGCCGUGGCAUGUGAUGCGGAAACUGGAAAAAUUAAUUACGAACACUAUAUCAAUUUAUUAAUUGUGGAAUAAGCAGUAAAAAAAGCACUCACAAUAUGAUCUAAUCCUUCUUGGACAGAAUGAUCUCUGGAGUAUACCAUACUCAUUUUUGAACCUUGCACAGCAACUGGACUUUUGCUUGCAAUAUCUUCAGCAACUUCUAUUGAUUUAUUCAAUAAGCUAAACACAAAUAAUGUCAUUAAUUUAUGCCUCUGUUUUCAAUUAAUUAUUACAAGCUUA